UGUUUGGAAAAAUAUCGAUGAUUUUGCCCGGAAGAUUUACGAGAGAUCUGGGGAAAUCCAGCUUCUGCCAUGUGGCGACCCUGACUGGACGCUAAGCUUCGCUCGACUCGCGUGUUGCGUGCGAGCGCCGGCGGAAGUUCGAAGCGUCCCGGUGAUUGUAUCAAGGUAACCACCCCGUCUCUCAAAGGACAUGGACUCGGACGGCUGUUCGCUGACGUGCUCCGCCACGGUGGAGUGGCUGAACGCUCAGGGAUCCGUUUUGCGGAAGGUGACACACCGGACGGCCACUCUGCGUUUGACGCGCGACAGCAAGCGCGACAUAUUCAUCGACGUGUGCGCGGAAAGGGCGAAUACUCGGACGAGACUGUCCCUGAGAGGUGUGUCGGUGUUCAACAAAUUCAUGACCGAGGGGAAGGCAUCCAUCAAAUUCAGAGAACAAGAGAACUGCACGUUGUUCCUGUCGAACGCGCCCUCCUCCCAGCUGAUCAGCUUCCUGAAGACGAUUUUCGUCAAGCUGACGGGUCAGGACACGUUGAAGAAGCCCCUGAAGGAGAAAUUGCUGAAUGUACAACCGGGCAAUGCGACCAGCGACAUCAGUCCGGCCACAAGCACGGAGGUCAACAAAGCCAGAGAGAAAGCUUUGCUUGCGUCACGUGAGACAGCCACCACUCCGUCACCGGGCUCCGUCAAGAAGAGGAAACACUGCAACGGCGACACCGCCAAGGUACCCGCCGCGAAGAGACUGUACGAGAACCCCACUAUGGGUGACCUGAACGAAGAGCAAAAUGCGAUCUUGAACGCGGUGCUCAACGGGAGGAACGUGUUCUUCACCGGGAGCGCGGGCACCGGCAAGUCUUACUUGCUGAGGAAGAUAAUCUCGGCGUUGCCGCCGGACGUGACGACGGCCACCGCGAGCACCGGGGUGGCGGCUUGCCACAUAGGUGGCAUCACGUUGCACCAGUUCGCCGGCAUCGGCCUGGGCACCGGCACCAUGGAGAGGUGCCUCCAGCUGGCGUCGCGCCCCGCCUCGACCGCGGUGUGGCGGAAGACGAAGCACCUGGUGAUAGACGAGGUCUCCAUGGUGGACGGCGACUUCUUCGACAAGAUCGAGGCGAUCGCGAGACACGUGCGUCGUACGGAACGACCCUUCGGUGGGAUACAGCUGAUCCUGUGCGGCGACUUCUUCCAGUUGCCGCCCGUGUCGAAGAGCACCGAAGCCGGGGGGGCGAAGUUCUGCUUCCAGAGUGAGGCGUGGCAGAAGUGCGUUCACUUCAACUACGAGCUGAGGCGGGUUCACAGGCAGAAGGACGAGGCGUUCGUUAAGAUACUGAACAGCAUCAGGAUCGGCCGGGUGACGGACGAGAUCGUGGGUACCCUGAAGGGCACGGCGAAACAGAGGAUCGAAGGUAACGGAGUGCUGGCGACCAGGCUGUGCUCACACGUCAGGGAAGCCGAUGAGAUCAACGAGUUUCAACUGGGCGAGCUCAAGGGUGAGGCCAGGGUGUACACGGCCUUGGAUUCGGACGAUUCGAUGACGAAGGUGUUGGAUCAGCAGCUGGGCAUACCCGGGAAAUUGGUGCUGAAAGUGGGCGCUCAGGUCAUGCUGCUGAGGAAUAUCAACAUCACCAGCGGACUGGUGAACGGGGCUCGUGGUGUCGUGGUCGACUUCAGAAACGACGUGCCGAUCGUUCAGUUGCGCUCCGGGACGCGCUACGAGGCGAAGAUGGAGAAGUGGAGCUUGAGGAGCGGCUCGGGCGUCCUCGUGCACCGGAAGCAGGUGCCGUUGAAGCUAGCCUGGGCCUUUUCCAUCCACAAGAGCCAGGGCUUGACCCUGGACUGUGUGGAAAUGUGCCUGUCGAGGGUGUUCGACGCCGGACAGUCGUACGUCGCGCUCUCCCGGGCUCAGAGCUUGCAGAGCCUGCGCAUCCUGGACUUCGACAGCCAGCAGGUAUGGGCCAACACCGCUGUGCUCGAGUUCUACAAGAAGUUCCGGAGAAAUCUGCAAGAGACCGAGGUGAUACCGCUGGGCAAGAGAAUCAAGUCGGAGAAGUGAAGAAUGAUGUUUUUGUAUACAUUUUCUUGUAUUUAUUAAUAAUCCUUUUCUUUUUUUAUAUGUAUAUGUGAUUUGUCGGGAGUGAAAGACUUAUUUUCGGCACACGCAAUAAAAAUCGUAGUUUGUAACGUUAUGGUAAGGAUGUAAUUUCGUAAACGUAUAAAAUAACGUUAUAUACUGACGAUAAGAAAUAUAUAUAUAUAUAUGUAAUAUUAUUAGAUACUCAAGACGCGGCAUAGACGGAGUGAUUUUUUAAAUUUUAUAUCUCAAUUAAAGGAAGUCGAUACUUUAUUUUUAUAUCUGUGAUGAAUGUAAGCGCAAAACAUUUUUCUUAUUCCCGACAUUUUCCAUAUUCCUAACACGUACGAUUUUUUUUUGUUUAUGCAGUAUAAUUUCACGUGUCGUCAAUGAUAAUGCAAUUUUGACACUACUUCCCAGCGAGAAAUAUGCAUCGAAUUGACAUUAAAUCGACUUCAAAACAAUAACGACAGACAUAUAUUGAACUUCAAACCUUGAAACCUGUCCGUUAGACAGUUAUCACAUACUUGCAUUAGAUUAGGCCACUCGGUUAUUGGUUAAAGAGAUCUCUACAUAUGACCGUUUUCAAUUAAUAAUAACUCGAAAUUUUGCAUAGCUUGCAAAAUGGUUUGCAAAAUGGUAGACUUCUUUGCUCAGUUUAAUCCGUUCUACCUUCACAUGAUUGUGUGAAACAUACCAGACACCCUGUAUAUAUGUAUAAUGAAAAUAAAACAUGAAAGAGAGAGGGG
Dinoponera quadriceps is the source of this 2820-nucleotide messenger RNA. It is a transcript of the gene Pif1, whose product is annotated as ATP-dependent DNA helicase PIF1. Gene Ontology annotation, biological process: DNA repair; telomere maintenance. The record is from RefSeq and is a predicted model, not a curated record. The transcript is spliced from 2 exons. The coding region runs from base 191 to 2053 and encodes 620 amino acids. NCBI's taxonomy places the organism in Eukaryota, Metazoa, Arthropoda, Insecta, Hymenoptera, Formicidae. Gene Ontology annotation, molecular function: DNA helicase activity.